This is a messenger RNA of Mercenaria mercenaria, 4460 nucleotides long. RefSeq names its product general vesicular transport factor p115-like. The transcript has 22 exons. The record is from RefSeq and is a predicted model, not a curated record. NCBI's taxonomy places the organism in Eukaryota, Metazoa, Mollusca, Bivalvia, Venerida, Veneridae. Gene Ontology annotation, cellular component: ER to Golgi transport vesicle membrane; Golgi stack; cytoplasm. The coding region runs from base 10 to 2871 and encodes 953 amino acids. Gene Ontology annotation, biological process: intracellular protein transport; transcytosis; vesicle fusion with Golgi apparatus.
UCGCUGCGCAUGCGUUACAGAUCCAAAAUGGAUUACUUCCGUAAAUAUUUGGGCACACAGCCUGGAGAAGGGCAGCCCACUGGCGCGGAGACGGUUGAGAGACUUGUUGAUAGGGCAUCUUCAUCCACACUCCUUGAAGAUCGUAGAGAUGCUGUCAGGGCCAUCAAGGCAUUGUCACGGAAAUUCAGGCUUGAAGUUGGAACACAGGCGAUGGAGACACUCCUUCAUGUGUUGGAAACAGACAGGUCAGACUCUGAGAUAACAGGAUAUGCAUUGGAUGCACUUUGUAAUGUCAUGUCUAAUGAACCUACAGAUGAUGAGGAGGAAGUACAUGACUAUGGACCAGAUGAUCUUGGUGCACAGUUCACAGAAAUCUUUAUAAAGAAACCUGAUAAUGUUGGACUUCUACUCUCUUUGUUAGAGGAAUAUGAUUUCCAUGUGAGAUGGCCUACUGUGAAGUUGAUCACUGUAUUAUUGACAAACAAAUGUAAAGAUCUGCAAGAGUGUAUACUGGUACAUCCUAUGGGCGUUUCAAAGUUGAUGGACCUGCUCUCUGAUAGUAGAGAAAUUGUUAGGAAUGAUGCUCUGUUACUGUUAAACCAGUUGACAAAGAGUAAUGCCAAUAUACAGAAGAUUGUGGCAUUUGAAAACGCCUUUGAAAGACUUCUUGACAUUAUUCAUGAAGAAGGUGGAAUAGAUGGAGGAAUAGUCGUUGAAGACUGUUUACUCCUGUUGUUAAACCUACUGAAGAAUAAUUCCUCAAAUCAAAACUUCUUCCGAGAGGGCAGUCAUGUUAAAUAUUUGACACCAUUCUUUGACCUUGAUCAAGAUCAACAAAGGUCACAGGUUGGCUGGUCUGCGCAGAAAGUUACAAACAUACAUCUUGUAUUACAGCUUGUGAGAUCACUGGUAUCUCCUAGUAACCCACAACAGUUAACCAGUAACUGUCAGAAGACGAUGUAUACAUGUGGUUUGGUGCAGCAGUUAUGUACAAUAUUGAUGGCCAGUGGUGUACCUGCAGAUGUUCUUACAGAGACCAUUAACACAGUGGCUGAAGUUAUUCGAGGAAAUCUUCAGAACCAGGAGUACUUUGCCUCGGUUAUGGCUCCAUCAAACCCACCCAGCUACCCAAGUCUGAUACCAGCUAUUGUUGUGCUUCUUAUGUCCAUGGUGAAUGAGAAACAACCUUUUACACUCCGAUGUGCAGUCCUUUACUGUUUCCAGUCAUUUCUGUAUAAAAAUGAAGUUGGCCAGUCACAGAUUGUUCAGACUUUAUUACCUACUUCUGCUGAUGUGAACACAAUAUCAGCAGGACAGCUAUUGUGUGGGGGAUUAUUCAGUACAGACUCCCUGUCAAACUGGUUUGCUGCAGUUGCCAUGUUAAAUGCCAUAUCGGACAAUGCAACACAGAAAGAACAGUUAUUACGUGUACAACUAGCCACUAGUCUCGGCAAUCCACCUGUCUCACUGUUACAACAGUGUUGUAAUAUAGUUGCUCAGGGUGGUCGUGUACAGACUCGGCUAGGUAUCCUGAUGUUGCUGGCAACCUGGAUGGCAGAUUGUACAACGGCUGUCGCACAUUUUCUCUUCAACACUGCAAAUGUUCCUUAUCUGAUCUCGCAGGUGUCUUCAUCAGAUGGAGAUGAAAAUGAACAGAAUGUUCAGGGUUUAUGUGCCUUCCUUCUCGGUAUAUGUUUACUGUGUAAUGAUGACCAGAAUGAAACAUUCACAACUACAUCAUUGUGGCAGAUCAUUGAGAAGAGGAUUGGUCUGGAGGCAUUUACAGACAAACUCACACAGGUCACCAAGUCUGAGAGUUACACACGAGCCAUGAAGAAACCUCACAUAAACUAUAAACAAGCCAAUGAAGUUGUCUUUGACUAUGAGUUUUGUAGAUUGUUUAAAAGUGUAGAACAUGAUAUUUUGAAAGCUUUAUCAUCAAAUAACAGAGAAGAAAGCAAAAAGCAGCUAGCCAAUUUAAAAGAACAUGAAAGUAUUGUAACACAGUAUAAAGAUUUAAUCCAAGAACAGGAUGGAAGGUUACGAGAAGCACAGGGUCAGUUAGAGAAUAUUCAAAGUGAAUAUAACAAAGCUAGAAAACAGAUAGAAGAUUAUGCUCAACAAAUACAACAGCUUAAAGACCAGAAUGCUCUAUUAAAAGCUACUAAAGGUUCUAAAUCCUCCGAUAGUGAUAAAGAAGAGGAAGUUAGGAGUUUAAAUGAUAGAUUACAAAGUCUUAGUUUACAGUUAACAGAAAAACAAUCACAUAUAGAUAAAUUAAAAACAGAUUUAUCUGUAGCGGAGGCGAGGGUUGUUGCCCAGGACCUGGGAGAGGAGGAUAAAGAAAAUAAUCCUAGUGAAACGGCAGUGUUACAACAAACUGUGAAUAGAUUAAAUACUGAUUUACAUGAACUGCGUGUUGAAGUGUCUAGUAAAGACGCAGAAAUUCAUAGACUUAAUUCAGAGUGUAGUCAGUUACAAACUCAAUUACAACAAGUGCAAUCAAUACCAAAUACCAGUCAAGAAUCAGAUGCCAAAGCAGCCUCACUCUCCGAGGAAGUUACAAAACUUAUGGACGAGAGAAAUACAUUACAAGACAGGGUUAAAAAGGCAAAUGAAGAAAAUUUAAACCUUAUUGACAAAGUUCAUAAAAUGGAAGAAGAAUUGUCUAGAAAAGAUGGAGAGAAAGAUUCAGUAAAGGAAGAAUUGGAAACACUGAAGAAAGAACAAGAAGAUUUAUUGGUGUUGUUGGCAGACCAAGAUACAAAAAUUGAUAAAUAUAAACAGAAAUUGAAGGAGCUUGGUCAGGAGGUUGAGGACGAUGAUGAUGACGAUGAUUUUGAUGAUGAAGAUGUUGAUGACGAAAGUUGAGAAUAUGAUAUCCUAGUUGUCAUGAAGAUUUCCCCUAUAUUUGAACUGAAGAUAACCGAGUCAAAACUGUGAUUUAUUUUGAAUAAACAAUGGGUCAAACUGGUGCAUAGGAUCUGAAUCAGAGCUUAUUUAUUGGACAUGGUCCAUUGUUGAAAUUACACCUUGAUUUUUCUAAAACUAGCAAUUUUAUAAUAAUUGGUAUUACUUCAGAAAUUAAAGGUUUUUUCUUUCUAAUUUAUAUAUUUCUUAAGUUGCUGAAUCAAUUGCAUUAUCAUAGUGAUUUUAUUGAUUUGAAAUAAAUGGGAAUUUUAUAUUAUGAUACAUUUUUGUACACCAAAAAUAUGGUUAAAGAUUGAAAUAGUAAAACCAAAGUUGUUUACCAUUUGGUUUAUUUCGCUACAAUUUUCAAAACCACGCAGGAUGAUCAAUGGCAGCUAUUAAAUCUGAUUGUUGUAGUCUAACCAUUCCAUGUGGUUUCUGUCUUGGCCUCCUCCCCUGUCUUUUAAACCACUGUAAAAACUUAAAAUAUUGCUUUUAAUUGUGUCAGUGUACAAUACUGUUAAAUGUAUGAUAUGUUAUAUUAACUUAUUUCACCUGGUAGAUUAAUUAUUAGGAAAAUGUGAAGCUGUAUGAAUACUUCAGCUAAUUCCUAUGACACCGGUGCCAGGUGAACUGGUGUCAUAGAGGAUGUGAUUGUGAUAGUGGGAUUUGAAAUUUUAGGUAACCCAAACCAAUUGCAGAAACAUCCCCUCCCCUGCUACAUUACUGUUGAUAUAAUCACAGUAUGAUUAGAUUCUUAUUACAAAUGAUUACAUGAUCUGUUAAAGAAAUAAUCAUGAUCUGCUAAAAAAUAAUUUUUAUGAAUUUUUCCAAAUUAUGAUAUACAGUUGAAUUUCGGUAUCUUGAAUUCAAAAGAAUCGAGCGUUUCAUUUGUCAUAGCCGAAAUUCAACUCAAAACCUUAUUUUGGGCAAUCAGUUUUCUUGUUCGAACUUGAAAAUGUCUUCGAGAUGGUUGAAUUUUGAGAUUAAAAGUUCAACAUACUGAGUUUCAACUGUAAUUUAUAAUAUGAAAUAUAAAUAUGUAUUCCUCUGUUGCAAAAUGCUACGGUCGAAUUAUGAGGUACUCUAAUUGCAACAUACAUUUAAGGUCGUGGAUUGAUAUUAACCCUCGGCAAAUGUAGCUCAACCCCCGCACGACUACAUUAAAGCCGAAAAAUUGAGAAGUCAUAAACAAAGAAUACCAAAUCUGCUGAUAAUUACAUUAAAUCAUCAUUUUGGGAAUGCAGUUUUGAAAGAUAUUCUUGAUAAUCUUUAUUGAGUGAAGCAAUUUUAAAUGGAAUAUGUUAAUUCAGUUGACUGAAUGAAUCAUGCAUGAGCUUUAUUUUAGUUGGGAACACUGGUGCCUAUUGUCUGCUGAAACAGCCAAACGCUUCAUUUUUUGUACCCAGCAUUUUGUCUGUAUAUUGACUGGAAUAAAGUUGUAUUUAUUUUCGUUACCAUAUUGUAAAUUGUAUAUACAAGUGUCUUGUUGCUGACAAGAUUGUUAUUAUGUAUAAACAAAUUAAAGAUGAUAAAAAUGAAACGUGGAA